GGAAUUGAUGGUAACAAUAGUAACAUGCUUGCAACUUUGGUCAACGAACUGACUAAAUAUAAAGGAAUGAUCUUCAUAGUAGCAAACGGGAAUAGCGGUUCAGAUGGUAUAUUCACUAGUAGUUUGCCAGCGACGGCUCAAAGUUCUAUUGGUGUUGGUUCAUUCGAGACAAAUAAAGUCUUGAAUUUUAAAGCAUUUGAUCCGAAGAAUCCAAAUUUUGUUAUUAAUUAUGCUACGAAUGAUGCAUUAGCGUUUCCUUUUAAAAGUGCUAAAGUUAAGUUGUUUCCAAUGGAUAAAUGUUUGAAUGAUUAUAAAGGAUUUGAUAAUACAGUAAUUAUAGUUGACAUUAGAACUGUAUUGAAAUGCCCAGUAUCAACAGUUAUUCUUGCUAAAAUAAAGCCACUCGCCGUAUUAGUAUCCGUUAGUAAGCUUACUGUUGUACUUCAAUACCGACAAAUACCAUAUUUACCAACGAACUACGGAGCGCAGAUUACUUCAAAACAAACCGAUAUCUUAAUUGAAUAUCUUGAAAGAAACCCAAAUUUAGAAUUAGAUUUUUCUAAUAAUUACGGAUACAUGGAAUACCAUCCAUUUGCUGUAACUCCUUCUGUAUUUUCUAGUUGGGGUUUAUCUCAAGAGUUUGAUAUCAAGCCCGAGGUUUGCGCACCUGGAGGAUCAAUUCUUUCGGCUUUUCCGGUUAAUAUAGGUUCUUAUACGAUAAAAAGUGGUACAAGUCUAGCUGCACCGUAUAUGACAGGCGUAGCAGCAUUAUAUUUUGAAAUGUUCGGAAAAGCAAAGUCUCCCGAACAAUUAAAAACCGCAUUCAUGAAUUAUGCCGUCCCUCUUGAAAAUCGUGAUGGAUUAUUAGCUUCGGUACUUCAUCAAGGCGCUGGACUUAUUGACGCUUUUAAUACAAUAUUAGCAACCA
Messenger RNA from Funneliformis caledonium, 928 nucleotides. The record is from the annotation of a GenBank genome assembly. NCBI's taxonomy places the organism in Eukaryota, Fungi, Glomeromycota, Glomeromycetes, Glomerales, Glomeraceae.